Messenger RNA from Symsagittifera roscoffensis, 2576 nucleotides. RefSeq lists its product as uncharacterized. The record is from RefSeq and is a predicted model, not a curated record. The transcript has 5 exons. Lineage: Eukaryota; Metazoa; Xenacoelomorpha; Acoela; Convolutidae. Gene Ontology annotation, molecular function: zinc ion binding. The coding region runs from base 350 to 2446 and encodes 698 amino acids.
ACACUUGUCAAAAACAUUCUAAGUGAGUGACUACAAUAAACUAUAUAUAUAAAUAACAUUAGGUAAUUUUGCAUGUAUUCGCGAAUAUUUAUCAAACAAUGUAAACUUUUUCAAAAGCCAAUUUAGCUGGUUUGGAAGUUUUUUUAUUGUUAAUCUCACUACGCAAAACUGUCCUCCCUUUAUCUGUACCAGCAAGUUACACCGUUUAAAACUCACGAGAUUCUAAUAGUUCAAAAUGAGAUUGUUCAAAUUUCAUAUUCGUUAACUUUUCAAGGCAAAAUAUGAAGAAAAAAAUUUUAAAAGUCUAAAACUUUCAUAAAGCCGAAAAGUAAGUAACCACUUAUUACACAUGGAACACCAUAAUCAGACACUAAGUCGGAACCUGUCGUUUCACAACUCGGUUUUUGCCGAGAACACUGCACGAGCUUUUAACUCUGCCCAAUCACGCUCGAGUUCCAACCCCAGCCAAACUACGAACGCUCACCAACACGACAUGUCAUUUAAUCGAAAUCCUUCUUGUAGCACUUUGUUCAAUAGCUAUAUUCCACACACUAACGAAGGCUUAGCGGUGUCUUCGGCUAAUUUGGACAGUGGGAUAAGUGUAACAGGGGGAUCGGGUAUUAGGCUUUCUGCUACUUCUGCUCGGUGGAGGCCAGGCAUUCGCAAGUGUUCAAACUGCGAUGAAGACUUUGAGUUUGGAAAUCCGAAGACUUUUGGGACUCCAGAGAUGAGCUGUUUUUGGUGCUUGGAAUGCGAUGGUUACAUCAUUGACUCUUGCAUAAUAGCUCAUCUGAUCAACAAGGUCACCAAAUUCCACACCUUCACUGAUAGUUCGAAUUGCGCCGUGCGACCCAAACUAUGUCAGAUGCAUCGGGAUUUCGUGGUCUCCUUCUGUGUCGACUGCAGUUGCGAUUGUUGCUCACAGUGUGUUGCGGGGAUGAGUCAUCGGGGUCACUUGUUACGGCCGAUCGAGGAGCACAAGAGCCAGUUAGUUCGGGUGGCUGAAGGCGUGAACAAUGUCCGACUCGAGAGGGAACGACAACUUCAGAUAAGAGCCGAUGAACUGGACAGUUUUAAAAACAGUUGUCUCGAGUUCCAAGAAGACGCCAAAGAAAAAGUCAUGGAAAGAUUUGACCAACUGCGAAACUGCCUUGACGAGCAAGAACGCCAGUUACUUUCUGACCUUGAAAACAUGACAUCAAGUUUCGAUCGAAUUGAAAUGCAAAUUCGAGAGUGCCAAAAUAGCUCACAAAAACUCAGACUUCAAGUUGACAGAAUCCACCACAGUCCAAAGUCUGUUACAGCUCACGAGCUGAUAGCUCAUAACUCGCAACUCGUGAGCUCGGAAACCGAAGUGCUCUCGGCUUUCGAGUACGAACUACCGAAGCUCAGCCUGAUGACGACAUGGACAAAUCCUGAUGCCAGUGAGGAUUUGAAAUCGUUCCAAGACUCGAUUCGCAGUGCGAGUUACAAGUUGUUUCCUCCAAGCAUUAAACCCGAGUUCCAGCUUGAUAUCCAAACCAUCAUCGAGGAACCCGAGGAGUCUUUGGGAGCUGAAGUCGUGCAGCCGAAUCAGGUCGCACAAACCGAACAUUUCCGAAAAUCGAAUCUAGCAUCGCUUGUUGUUCGCGACAUAGCGUACGACGAGGAACACCAGAGGCUGUUCGUGGCAUUCAAAAACGGGAAAUCGAUUCUCCAGUACUCACUUUUAGGGCAUCAUCAAGCUAAUAUUGAAGUGCAUUCAGUUCCCUGGAGACUUGAUUUCAAGAAUAACGUGUUGUACUUCUCUGUGCAGUCUUUGGAAGGUGUCUUCGGGCUGACAGUUGCAGGCGAGAACCCUCAGGUUGAGAAAGUGUGCCACCUUAAAACAUGUGCUUUCGCCCUCACUAACUUCCAGUCCUCAACUACCACUGCAUCCCCAUUGGCCAAUCAAUCGACCAAUCAGACGGCGCCUGGCGUCGUGAUUGUAAUAGCCAGAGUGUCCAAGCCGGAACUGUGUGUGUACGACUGCUCCACAGCUCAAAUCGUGAACAGAACUGCGCAUGGUUUGCAACAGGUCCACUACGUCGCUCAUGAACCAAACUCUGGUAUGGUUGCCAUUAGCAACGCCAAUGAUGCUGUUGUCCUCAUUUUCUCACCCCAGCUAUACCUGUUCAUCAAGCUAGACUCACAAACACACCGGCUCAAAUGGCCAAUUGGACUCUCAUUCAACUCCUCAAAUGCUUCUACACUCAAAUGUCCGACAGAUCAGGAAACCGAAAUGAGCAUAUACAUAUGCGAUUCAGACAACCACCAGAUUGUGUCCUACAAUAUUUCCACCAAUCAGAUAGUGAGAAAGUACGAGAACCUCCAAGGAGCGGCGUUUGCCAAACUCGUGACACCGAAAUUGUUACUUUCUGCUUCUGUGCUGAAUUUAAAAAUAAAGUUCAUUAAAACUGAAAAUUAAAAAUUAUGUUUGUGCCGUGAUAAAAAUAACCAAAAAUGCAAAACUAACUUAUGCUGAACUUGACAAAAAAAUCGAUUUGCAAUAAUCUAAUUAAUCAUACGGAUUUCAAUAAUUAAAGUGAUUAAUUGCA